This is a messenger RNA of Protopolystoma xenopodis, 1008 nucleotides long. NCBI's taxonomy places the organism in Eukaryota, Metazoa, Platyhelminthes, Monogenea, Polystomatidea, Polystomatidae. The record is from the annotation of a GenBank genome assembly.
GAGACGUCCCAGUUUCCUGCUACUUUGCCCACCGGUCGGACGAAUGCGACAACCCUAACGACCCUGACCUCGACAACGGCAACUUCAGGCAGUCCGACUGUCAGACGAUUAAAUGAUCAGAUGACAUCUUCUUUCCUUUGGUCUGGGGACCAGGACCAACUGUUACCGGGCCAUCUGGAGCCCGAAAAUGAGGACCUCCGUACUGCCGGCCACCGAAACGGCGUGGCUGGUGGAGGUGUCGCAACGCCGAAGGAUGGUCUCAGCGCUACCGACGACCUCCGCGACCCACAAAUGCCCGUGCCCGGGGCUACGUUCUCUUGUCUUCCACAGCCCUCAUGGCCCCCAGACCACGCAUCCACGGCAGCUGGUAUCAUGCAAGGGGUCUCCGGUCUGCUGUACUGCCAGUUGCUCGCCCAGGGCCUUGACCCGUCGGUACCAGCCGGUGGACUUGUGACUCGUCUGCUCGAAUCCGCCCUUCCUCUUCCAUUGUUCCCUCUGCAACGAGUGCCCUCGCCCAAUGAAAUCGGCAUUGAGCCCAGCUUUGCGGCCAAUUCGGCCUGGCCUGCAUUGUCGGAGGCACAACAAACUUCCAGUCUUUCGGUCCCACCAAUUUCUACCUUUGAAGCCAAGGCCAGAGACUCGAGACACGAAUUCGGAUCAAGCCUAUCCAGCCAUGCAUACACAUUCAGAGAUGGCCUGCAUCAGUAUCUGCAGCAGAUUGUUUGGCUUCAGCAAAGGCAGCAACAACAACAACCGUUCUGUCAUGAAAGAGGGCAGCAGCAGGUCGGCCACUUCGGCAGCCCGCACCAAAACCAGCAACCUCCGAACCAGUUGCUCUUAUCGCCGUCAACACCAGUUGGUUGGCAGUCGUCUUGUCGGCCUCUGUCAGGUAUCCUUCAAUCAGACAGAGCCACUACAGAAACGGAUCCUUCUUCGUGGUCACGACUGCCGAUCUGUCGCAAGCAAACUCAUACUUCAAUCCCUUCAGCAAUAGCAGUCUCCAAAUAA